AUGGGGCAGCCAAAUGCGAAGGAAUCCAAGCGCAAGGCGGCUCGAUCGAGCACCGGGAUGCUAUCCCACGGCUCCGCCUCGGCGAUGACGGGGUUGGGGCUCAUCGCCUCCACCGUGCGGAAUAUCGUGCUGCAAUCCGGGCACGUCGUCGGCGCCGAGACGGCGUACUCCCGCUACGCCGAAACGACGAACGCGCCGGGCGCGAAUCGAAGCCUCCCGCGGGGCUACGGCCACCCGUCCACGCGGCCCGUCAGCCAUCCCAACCUCACCCUCCCGGUCGUCCUACGCUACCUCGACCAGGACGUCCAGGCGCUGCUCGCGCGUCGCGCGCACGUCUGCGUCGCGGUCGCGGCGAUGGAUUGGAGGCCGCUGCUGAUGACGCCGAGCACGGACUCCUUUUACGCCCUCCUGGAACUCCCCCCGGGGCGGCAUCACUACCGCUUCCUCGUGGAUGGCCGGGAGGUCGUGGAUAGCACGCAGCCGUUGGCGCCCUUGGCGGGCCCCGCGCGGGAGGCCGCGCGUGCGGAGUCCGACGCCGCGCCCCACCCCCUGUCGGAGUGCCGCCCCGCGAACACCAUCCUCCUGGAUGAGACGGCGCUGAACAUCGAGGACAACGACGGCGGCGACCCCGUCGACGACGAGGAGGGCUGGGGUCAGGAAGAGACCCUCUGCGAGGAGUCGCGGAAGUACCCCCCGAUCAUCCCGCUGCAUCUGCGUUACACCCCUUUGAAUUCCCCCCCGACGCUCGUGCGGUGUGCGCGGAAUGGAUGCCUGUCGGUCGUGGACGCCUCGGCCGAGGGGAGUGCCGGGGGGGUUCGUCCGGAGCACCUCCCGCUUCCGUUGAGCGUGACGAUCAACCACGUCUACUUCCAGCGGCGAGAGGAUCACGCGGUGAUGGGGGUGACCACCCGACAUAGCGAUAAGUUCACGACGGUGGUCUAUUACACCCCACUGCCUGUUGAGUAG
Phytomonas sp. EM1 is the source of this 966-nucleotide messenger RNA. The record is from the annotation of a GenBank genome assembly. Lineage: Eukaryota; Euglenozoa; Kinetoplastea; Trypanosomatida; Trypanosomatidae.